Dovyalis caffra is the source of this 297-nucleotide messenger RNA. NCBI's taxonomy places the organism in Eukaryota, Viridiplantae, Streptophyta, Magnoliopsida, Malpighiales, Salicaceae. The record is from the annotation of a GenBank genome assembly.
AUGAGAGGAGGCUCCCAGAGAGGCAGCAGGUCAGAUAUGAGGCACAGGAAUGAUGAAAAUUCAGUGAGAGUUGACUGCCUCUUAGAGGACACUCGAGAAAGUGAUUUGAAUGAUCUCUUCCGCCCAUUUGGACAAAUAACUCCAGUGUGUGUUGCCACUGACUGCAACACUGGUUUGAGUAGAGAAAAGAAAGACUGCAAGUGUGCAACACGUGAUAUGUAUACUGGUAGAGUCUCGAGUCAUACACGAGUUGCCAAAUUUGGAGAACUUUUGAAUUGCCUCCUCUGGAAAGGUUGA